AAGAAGCUGUACCGGCCCUUCCAGUCCGAGCUGUUCGCCAAGCGCGCUUACCGCGAGCUGCGUCUGCUCAAGCACAUGCGCCACGAGAAUGUGAUUGGGUUGCUGGAUGUCUUCACGCCCGAUGAGACCCUGGAUGCUUUCACAGACUUGUAAGCGCCGGCCUGGGGCAGGCUCGGCAGGGCAGGCGGUGUUGGGUGGCCCCUGGGUGUGAGCCUCAGGUUUGGGGUUGGCAGGGGCACUGCCUGAGGCGGGCCUCUCCUUGCAGCUUGAUGGGGGUUAGGGUGCACACUGCCUGCCCCUUAGCACACCACAGUCCUCCCCCUGCCACGUACCCCAAGGACUCACGGGGCUGGUCCAGCUGGGUGGACCUGGGCCUGCUCCUCUAGUGCGGAGCCUUGGGUCUGAGUGUUUGUUAGCAGGCCCCGCACUCCGGGUCCGUGGCACUAAGUGUGUGGCCUGUAACUGGAGCUGCUGACCUUUGCUGGCAGGCAGGGGAGGGGUGACGGGGACCCAUGGUGGUCCUGCCCUGCCAGCCUGCCCUGUGGUUGCCCAGGCGGCCACCCCUGGACUCACGCUGGUGUCGGCCAAGGGCCUGGGAAGGGCUGGGGAGGACAGGCUCCUUGCUGCUUGACCUUGCAGGGAUCAAGGGCCCACCCUGGCCUAUCCUGGUGGGGUGCUGACUCUCUCCCUCUGUCUCUCCCCCUGUCUCUCCCCAUCCACCUGCCCAGCCUGCCCUUCUGACCCAGAUGUCCGGCUGCCCCACCGCCACCCGCAGCCACUUCCCUCCUUUCUUCCUCUCCCACCGUCCCCUGCAGGGAGCCCCGGCCCCUAGCAUGGCCUGCCAUCCUUGGGGAAUCCUCAGAGCACAGUCCCCAUCUGCCCUACAUCAUGGGGCUGCUGGGGUGGAAGGAGACUGUGGGAGGUGGACUCGGGUUGCCUCGGGGAUGCCUGCCCUGUCCCCGCAGUUACCUGGUGAUGCCAUUCAUGGGUACCGACCUGGGCAAGCUCAUGAAGCACGAGAAGCUGAGCGAGGACCGGAUCCAGUUCCUUGUCUACCAGAUGCUGAAGGGGCUGAAGUACAUCCACGAUGCUGGCAUCAUCCACAGGGACCUGAAGCCUGGCAACCUGGCAGUGAAUGAGGACUGUGAGCUGAAGAUUCUGGACUUCGGCUUGGCCAGGCAGGCAGACAGCGAGAUGACUGGAUAUGUGGUGACCCGGUGGUACAGGGCACCCGAGGUCAUCUUGAAUUGGAUGCACUACACACAGACGGGUGAGAAGCUGCCCAGAGCCCCAGCCUACACUGGCACCAGCCUCCUGGGCUGCGCCCACCGGCCUCCCUCUUUCUUCCUGGGAAGCCCAUGGUGGCUGCUCUGUGGGGAGGCUGCUGAGCUGGGCUGGGAGCUGGGCAGGGCGUGGCAGGCUAGAUGGCUCCUGUUGUCCAUGCCCCCUCCACUGCCCCCACUCCUGUGCCUAUCUCCCCCACCCCAGUCCAUGUGUGCCCCACUCCCUAGUCCCCAUAGCCCUGAUGCAGGGGCUUCUGUCUCAGUGGACAUCUGGUCAGUGGGCUGCAUCAUGGCAGAGAUGAUCACAGGGAAGACACUCUUCAAAGGCAACGAUCACCUGGACCAGCUGAAGGAGAUCAUGAAGGUGACGGGGACGCCCCCUGCUGAGUUUGUGCAGAGGCUGCAGAGCGAUGAGGCUAAGAAUUAUAUGAAGGGCCUCCCUGAGCUGGAGAAGAAGGAUUUUGCCUCCAUCCUGACCAAUGCGAGCCCUCUGGCCGUGAACCUCCUGGAGAAAAUGCUGGUGCUAGAUGCAGAGCGGAGGGUGACGGCAGCCGAGGCGCUGGCCCACCCCUACUUUGAGGCCCUGCAGGACACGGAGGACGAGCCCAAGGCCCAGAAGUACGAUGAGUCCUUUGAUGACGUGGACCGCACACUGGAUGAGUGGAAGCGUUGCCCCCUGACAUGGACAGCUGCACACCCCUCAUCCUGCCAGCAGGAUGAGGUCUGCCCCAGGCAGCCCAUAGAACCUCAUGCUUUCUUGCUACUCAUCCCUGACCCCUCCAGCCCCACUGGGUGUUCAGACCCCCUUCCAUUUGUGCUCUGCACCUCCCGGCUUCGCACUGGCCAUCCCCUUAGACCCAGACCCUUCUCCUCCCGUCUGAGGGCUGCCAGCAUCUGCUCGGCCUCUGGCUGGGCUCAGGGACACCUGGCCAGUCCCAGGCCUCCUUCUACUGGGGUCCUGACACACCAUGCUGGAAUGGGCCUCACCCAUGUCUACUCCAGGACAGCAGGUGUCUCCCCUCAGUGGCUGCAGGGCCUGCCUGGGAGUGCAGGGAUGCCUAAGGGCAGUGCUUAACACCAUUGACGCUAUAGCACAUGGCUGCCAUUGUCCUAGUCUCAUCCUUGCUCUGCCUCAGACCCAGGGUCAUGGUCCUGCAUAUGGGGGUAGGGAUGGGGCUGGAAAGACUGUGGUUCUCAAACCAUGUUCCUCAGGGUCAUUGGAUUCUUGGUGCCUCCAGCAGGGCCUCCGCCUUUAUCUGUGCUGUGUUUUGUGUUUAUGUUUUCCGUUGCUAAAAAAGAUAACGUGAAAACCACGGGCCACAGGAUCUUCUCUGCGGUUCCCACCACAGACCGUAGUAAGAGCUUUUGCUUUUACUACAGACCAUGUAGGACCAAAAAAGGAAACAUGACCUCCUUGUGGCUGAGCCCCUGAUCAGAAAUGCAAACCCAUUACCUCAUUUCCCUGGGAAAAGCCAGCUUUAUAGCAAUGGCCCCCUCACACAAACCUUCCGUGUGGACUGGCCCCUGUGUGAGGAUUAGACGAAGGGCCUGGGAGGCACCCCAUGGGGUGGGAAUAGACCUGUGUCAACAUGCUGGGCAAACCACACAGACCACCGGCUCGGAAGGCAGAGUCCUUCCUGCAUUGGGCCUGUGGGGACCAGUGGUCCCCAGAACAGGUGCUCCCCUGGUCAGGUGAGUGUGGGAGCAUUGGGGUAGGCUGAGCGGAACUGUCCCUUUGCAGACCACUCAGAGGGGAGACAGAGCCUGCAGGCUCCCCACCCUUCCUGUGGGACGGCUCACUCUGGGAACACAGUUCAGGGAACAUGACCGCAGGCGAGGAAGGUGGAUGUUGCAGGUAGUUGGUGGGAAUUCCUCACUCAUUUGAGCCUUCAUAGAAAUUCUGGAUCCGGAAGCUGGGGUGUGCCCUGGUGGGACCCUGAGCAGCUCCACUUGAGUGAGCACAUUAGUUUUCAUUCCUAGGAUGUUCUUGGUUCACUGCGGUGGGCGGUAGGGCCAAGGGCAUGCUAGGGGUGGUGGGUUUGGGUUACAGGAGCCCCAUCAAGGUGGACAGUCCCUGUGGAUGGACACGGGUGGGUUGAGAGUGGCCGUGGCCUGGGAUGGACUUGCACGUGUGGGACAAAGGAGCCCAUCUGGUGCCUAUGCCCCAGCAGUGAUCUCUGACUCUUGUUUUGGGGGGGUGGGCCUCUAGGUCAGUGACUAACAGCCUAUGCUCUGGGCCUGGGAGCUCUUCCCACCCCUAUCUGAGUGGGGUCUCACAGGACUUACCACUGGUCCGGGUGGCACCCGGUGAGCUGGGCCCAGUGCUUUGCCUUGGUCACUGCAUCCACGCCUGGUGUACACUGUGGGAGCUGGGUGACAGGGAAGGACCCCUCUCCCAUGACUGUCUCUGCUCCUCUCUCCUGG
Vicugna pacos (alpaca) is the source of this 3707-nucleotide messenger RNA. The record is from RefSeq and is a predicted model, not a curated record. NCBI's taxonomy places the organism in Eukaryota, Metazoa, Chordata, Mammalia, Artiodactyla, Camelidae.